CCUUUUCUAGACGGUGGCCGCGCAGGGUCGUUCUCGUGAUGGCUGGCCGUGGGAAGCUGAUCGCCGUGGUGGGCGACGAGGACACCGUGACCGGGUUCCUGCUGGGCGGCAUCGGGGAGCUGGACAAGCACCGGCGGCCCAACUUCUUGGUCGUGGAGAAGGACACGGGCCUGACGGAGAUCGAGGAGGCCUUCAGGGGUUUCUUGAGCCGCGACGACAUCGGCAUCAUCCUCAUCAACCAGUUUGUGGCGGAGAUGAUCCGGCACGCCAUUGACGCCCACACCAAGUCCAUCCCGGCCGUGCUGGAGAUCCCCUCCAAGGAGCACCCCUACGACGCCUCCAAGGACUCCAUCUUGCGCAGGGCCAAGGGCAUGUUCACUGCCGAGGACUUGCGAUAGGCCGAGGGCGGACGGGGCCGGCGUCGGGUCAGCCGCCGCUGCGCAUUCAGCAUCCCGUGGAGACUUUGCGUCUGCCCUCCCCACGCCGAAUCACUUCCAUAGUUUGCUCUCAUUCUGACCCUUUGGGCUGUAAGGCUAGGGGGCUCUUCCACCGUGGACUUCUGCCGCUCCCAGCGUUUCAUUGGCCUUGUUCUGCUACAUUCCUGCCGUUUGGCAUUGCUAGUUUUGCAGUUGUUGGGUUUUCCAUGUUCGUUCCGUACCCCCAGUCCACUCCCCUUCGAAGCAGUAACUGAGCCCUGCGCCCCAGCGUAGCCGUAUCUGUGGUGGCUCCCUCCCGUUGCCGAGACUGGGUGGAGCUUGCUUGUUGCCACGUUCUGCCAGCAUUCUAAGGCAGCAGGGCUUUUUUGCAGUAGGGACUCCUUUGCAUAUUAGGCCACACCCCCUUGAUGUAGCCAAUCCUCCUAAAGCUUACAGUAGGCCCUGUACGAAGAGCCCUGUAAGCUCCAGGAGGAUUGACUACCUCACGGGGGUGCGGCCUAAUAUGCGAAGGAGUUCCUGCCCAUCUUGUAACAGAUGUUUGUGACUAAGGAAGUGAUCUUUUACAGCAGGCCAACUCUGUAUCCCUUCCUUCCAAAGUUCCGCUCCCUUGUGCUUGGUAUGGUGGCCCGCAGCAUACGUACACCUCCUCCCGUCUUCUCUUCCAUUGCAAAGUUGUGGAUGACAAAUUAAACCAAAUGACACAG
Molecule: messenger RNA, 1141 nt
Organism: Heteronotia binoei (common prickly gecko)
Lineage: Eukaryota; Metazoa; Chordata; Lepidosauria; Squamata; Gekkonidae
Gene: ATP6V1F
Product: ATPase H+ transporting V1 subunit F
Exons: 2
Coding region: 39-398 (119 amino acids)
Biological process (GO): proton transmembrane transport
Cellular component (GO): membrane; proton-transporting V-type ATPase, V1 domain
Molecular function (GO): proton-transporting ATPase activity, rotational mechanism
Source: RefSeq, a predicted model, not a curated record